Molecule: messenger RNA, 2126 nt
Organism: Tarenaya hassleriana
Lineage: Eukaryota; Viridiplantae; Streptophyta; Magnoliopsida; Brassicales; Cleomaceae
Product: stomatal closure-related actin-binding protein 3-like
Exons: 13
Coding region: 317-1792 (491 amino acids)
Biological process (GO): regulation of stomatal movement; actin filament organization
Molecular function (GO): actin binding
Source: RefSeq, a predicted model, not a curated record
UACGCUUUGCUUUGUUUGUGUGUUUUUUUGUUUCUGUCUUUUUUCUGUUUUUUUUUUGCUCGUAAUACAUUCGAUUAGUCAUAUGUUCGCCUGAUCACUCAUUCCCAUUCUCGGGUUCAAUGCAUCUCUUUGUUAUUCGGCGAUCCUCGUUUUCUGUGUCGAUCUUUUUUCCGAUGAAGUAUAGUUAAUCCUGCUUCGAAUUCAGAUCAAUUUUAUGAAACUAAGCUAUUAUUGGGUUUCUUUUAGUGCAUCUUAUGCAUUUGUAGGAGCACAAGUGAUUUCAAGAACUGAUUUCUUCGGAUAAAAAUCUCCCAAGAUGACGAAAGUGUGUCCUGAAAUCGAGGAAAGGACAAUGUCUGAAGCAAUUCUUCCAGUAUCAGCGGACGUGAGUUUUGUUUCUAAUCAUUUUCCGAAGUACAAGUUGGGGUCUGAUAAUCAGAUUGUGGAAGAACCCAAGGAAGACGAAAAGGGCCCGUCUGUGAAGGAAGUCGUCGAGGAGGAGACCGAACAGCUGUCUGAACAGCACAAGCGCCUGUCUGUUCGAGAUCUCGCCAGUAAAUUCGACAAGAACUUGGCUUCUGCUGUUAAUCUGACCGACGAGGCAAAGCUGAGAGAGGUGGCUUCUUUGGAGGGACAUGUCAUGUUGAAGAAACUGAGGGAUGCUUUAGAAUCUCUGAGAGGCCGAAUGGCCGGGCGAAACAAGGAAGAUGUGGAGAAAGCCAUCUCCAUGGUCGAGGCUCUGGCCGUCAAGUUGACCCAGAACGAAGGCGAACUGAUUCAAGAAAAGUUCGAAGUGAAAAAACUGGCAAACUUCCUCAAGCAGGCUUCAGAAGAUGCAAAGAAGCUGGUAAACCAGGAAAAGUCAUUUGCUUGUGCCGAAAUCGAAAGUGCGCGGGCCGUUGUUCAGAGGCUCGGAGAGGCCUUUGAGGAACAAGAGCGAAAUUCUGAAGCUUCUCGAACUCAGGGACCUGAUGUGGAGAAACUUGUAGAGGAGGUUCAGGAGGCUAGACGGAUCAAAAGGAUGCAUCAGCCAACCAAGGUGAUGGAUAUGCAACAUGAGCUUCAUGCUUUAAGAAAUCAAAUCCGAGAAAAGUCUGUUACUUCUGUUAAGCUUCAGAAGGAGAUUUCAAUCGUCAAGAGAGCCGAGGAGUCCAAGUCUCAUCCAUAUGCUCUGGACGGUGCACAAACUCUCGGCUCGUGCUUGAGAAUUCGUGCCUGCUCAGAUAGUUCUCCAAAUCUUUCCAACUGCUCGGUCCAGUGGUACCGUGCCGCAUCUGAGACUAGUAGAAGGGAAGCUAUAUCCGGUGCCAACCAAUUGGUAUAUGCUCCAGAGCCAUUUGACGUUAGUCGGGUUCUUCAGGCAGACGUUUGUUUUAACGGGCAGAAAGUCACCUUAACCACUGAUGGUCCCAUCGAUUCUGCUGCUGGAUUGCAAUCCCACGUCGAGGCACUCAUGCGCAAAUCUCACAGUGAAUUCAACGUGGUGAUUUCACAGAUGAAUGGCCAGGACAAUGCAUCAAGAUCGAACCAUGUCCUUAGCAUCGGAAAGAUGAGGAUAAAGCUGUGUAGGGGAUGGAUCACUAAGUCCAGAGAGAUAUACUCCACCUCCAUGCAGUUAUGUGGGGCGAGAAGCAAGGUUAAUGCACCGGCAAAGGCAUUGUUAUGGCAACCCCGAAAGGGACUGACCUUCGUACUAACCUUCGAGUCGGAGCAAGAUCGUAACGCGGCCAUAGUCCUCGCCCGGAAAUACGCCUUUGAUUGCAAUGUCACAUUGGUGGGACCAGACGACUGAGCAUUGAGAUGAAGCCAUUGUUAUUAACCAGCUGAUGUGUUUUUACUAUUCUGCCAUUUUGUGUGUGAAGUCAUCUUCCUUCUUCCCACCAUGGCUAAGAGAAGAAGGUGCAAGAGUUUGGCAUCUCCACUGAUCCUUUGUCCGUUGCUGCAUAGUUUUUAGGCAGCGGCCUCUUCUGUUCCCACUUUCGCAUGGUUGCCAUUUUUUCUUCCUCAUUUGAUUGGUUUGUUUGAUUGUUGUUUCCUCUCUUUUUUUUUCCUUUGUUGUUGUCAUCAAGUCAACAUUGCUAAUCAGCUUCAUCAGUGUGAGAUUUGAAUUCAGAUUGUGUGUAUUA